Molecule: messenger RNA, 486 nt
Organism: Trichomonas vaginalis G3
Lineage: Eukaryota; Parabasalia; Trichomonadida; Trichomonadidae
Exons: 1
Coding region: 1-486 (161 amino acids)
Source: RefSeq, a predicted model, not a curated record
AUGAAUACUCGACAAGGAAUCCAUCCUAACUUGGACCCAAACGGAACCAUUCUGAAAAAAGUUAGAAGAAAUUCAGAUACAGGUCCAAAAGCUCCCAUAAAUCCACAUUCGAAAGUUCUUAAAUUUAAAAAAGCAAAGGGCGAGCCAGCGAACCAACAAACACUCUUUCAAGUUAUAAACAAAUUCAGAAUAGAGUUUGGACAAGAACCAAUUCAACUUGAUAAUAGAUUAUCUGAAUACGUUACUAAAUUAAUUAAUAGCAAUGACACCAAUAUAUCGCUAGAAAACAUUUUUGUUGUUCAGAGUGGUCAUUUUGUAUACGACUUUAAUGACGAAUCUCCUUUACAAUUAAUCAGAAAUUGGAUUAAGGAACAAGAUUUUAUCGAAGUUUUAAUGGCUCCAGCGACUAUAGGAUAUUUAGAUAUAGUUCGGCUCGAUGAUCAAUCUAGAAAGAUCAUUUUUAUUUAUGCUUAUUUGUAUUUGUAA